This is a messenger RNA of Wallemia ichthyophaga EXF-994, 1059 nucleotides long. RefSeq names its product Translation machinery-associated protein 46. Gene Ontology annotation, cellular component: cytosol. Gene Ontology annotation, biological process: cytoplasmic translation. The transcript has 4 exons. The record is from RefSeq and is a predicted model, not a curated record. The coding region runs from base 1 to 1059 and encodes 352 amino acids. Gene Ontology annotation, molecular function: metal ion binding; mRNA binding. NCBI's taxonomy places the organism in Eukaryota, Fungi, Basidiomycota, Wallemiomycetes, Wallemiales, Wallemiaceae.
AUGCCAGACAAAGCCAAGGCGGACAACAAGAAGAAGCAGCAAAAGACGGAGAAGUCCAAGACGCCAAAGGUGGACAACACUUUUGGUAUGAAGAACAAGAAGGGUGGAAAGGGACAGAGAGAAGUUACACGUAUCUCACAAGAACAGUCGCAGUCUGGCAAGAGCAAGGUUGCUAGUGACAAAGAGCGCCAGCAAAAUAUAGAAACGCAGCAGAAGCGUCUGGCGGAGAAGAAAGCGGCGGAAGAAGCCAAACUACUGGCAGGUGCGCAACCACCGCAGAGAAUACCGUUCGGCGUUGAUCCUAAGACAAUCGUUUGCCAGUACUUCAAAGCAGGUUACUGCGAGAAAGGAAAGAAAUGCAAGUUCGCGCACUCUGAUGGAAAGCCAAAGGUUGAGAAGAAGGACAUCUACUCGGAUGCACGUGACGACGAGAGUACACCACAGGACACUAUGGAUAAGUGGGACGACGAGAAGCUCAGGCAGGUUGUUCUCUCCAAACACGGUAAUCCUAAGAGUACAACUGAGAUCGUGUGCAAAUUUUUCAUCCAGGCCAUUGAGGAUAACAAGUACGGUUGGUUUUGGACUUGUCCAAAUGAAGACCCAGACACAAAGAAGGAAUGUCACUACAGACACGCACUUCCACAGGGCUUCGUUCUCAAGAGUCAGCUUAAGCGCGAGAAGGAGGAGAAUGCAAACAAGACUAAGGAAAUUACGAUAGAGGCCUUCCUUGAGACAGAGAGACACAAGCUCGGCACGAAUCUUACCCCAGUCACUAAAGAGAACUUCGACAAGUGGAAGAGAGACCGUGUUAACAAGAAGGAGGCUGAGACUGAGGCUGUGAAGAAAGUCAAAGAAGCGUCCCACUCGGCUGGUCGCCAGGUUGGUAUGUCUGGACGUGAUCUCUUCACCUACAACGCAGACUGGUUUGAAGACGAGAGCGACGAGGAGGAGGACGAAUGGGAUCUUACCGCUUACAGGAAACAGAAACAAGAGGAGGAUGAGGCUGAUCAGCAGGCUAUGCUGGAGAAGUGGAACAAGGCAUUUGCUGCAACAGCUUAG